AUGGACACCUCCUGGGUCUGCGUGCUCCUGUCCUUGGCCAUCCCGCUGCAGCUGGCGGCUGGGGGCGGCUCGCUGAGGCCAGGCGGGCCGCCGCGUGGGUGCCCGGCGCACUGUCAGUGCGAGCCCGACGGCAGGAUGCUGCUCAGGGUGGACUGCUCAGACCUGGGGCUCUCCGAGCUGCCCUCCAACCUCAGCGUCUUCACCUCCUACCUAGACCUCAGUAUGAACAACAUCAGUCAGCUGCCCCCGAACCCCCUGCACAAUCUCCGCUUCCUAGAGGAGCUACGCCUUGCCGGAAACUCUUUGACAUACAUUCCCAAGGGAGCAUUUGCUGGUCUUUACAGCCUUAAAGUUCUUAUGCUCCAGAAUAAUCAGCUAAGACAAGUACCCACAGAAGCACUCCAGAAUUUGCGAAGCCUUCAGUCCCUGCGUCUGGAUGCCAACCACAUCAGCUACGUGCCCCCCAGCUGUUUCAGUGGCCUGCACUCCCUGAGGCACCUGUGGCUAGAUGACAAUUCUUUGACAGAAAUCCCCAUCCAGGCUUUCAGAAGUUUAUCAGCUUUGCAGGCCAUGACCUUGGCCCUGAACAAAAUACACCACAUACCAGAUUAUGCCUUUGGAAACCUCUCCAGCCUGGUAGUUCUGCAUCUCCGUAACAAUAGAAUCCACUCCCUGGGAAAGAAAUGCUUUGAUGGGCUCCACAGCCUAGAGACUUUAGAUUUAAAUUACAAUAACCUUGAUGAAUUCCCCACUGCAAUCAAGACACUAGCCAACCUUAAAGAAUUAGGAUUUCAUAGCAACAAUAUCAAGUCAAUACCUGAGAAAGCAUUUGUAGGCAACCCUUCUCUUAUUACAAUACAUUUCUAUGACAACCCCAUCCAGUUUGUUGGAAGAUCAGCUUUUCAACAUUUACCUGAACUAAGAACACUGACUUUGAAUGGUGCCUCACAAAUAACUGAAUUUCCUGAUCUAACUGGAACUGCCAGCCUGGAGAGUCUGACUUUAACUGGAGCACAGAUCUCAUCUCUUCCCCAAACUGUCUGUGAUCAGUUACCUAAUCUCCAAGUGCUAGAUCUGUCUUACAACCGGCUAGAAGAUUUACCCAGUUUUUCAGUCUGCCAAAAACUUCAAAAAAUUGACCUCCGACAUAACGAAAUCUAUGAAAUUAAAGUUGAAACUUUCUGGCAGUUGCAUAGCCUCAGAGCUCUAAAUUUAGCUUGGAACAAAAUUGCUAUUAUUCACUCCAAUGCAUUUUCUACUUUGCCAUCUCUAAUAAAACUGGACCUAUCGUCCAACCGCCUGUCAUCUUUUCCUGUAACUGGGUUACAUGGUUUAACUCACUUAAAAUUAACAGGAAAUCAUGCCUUACAAAGCUUGAUAUCAUCUGAAAACCUUCCAGAACUCAAGGUUAUAGAAAUGCCUUAUGCUUACCAGUGCUGUGCAUUUGGAGUAUGUGAGAAUGUCUAUAAAAUUUCUAAUCAAUGGAAUAAAGAUGACAACAGCACUGUAGACGACCUUCAUAAGAAAGAUGCUGGACUGUUUCAUGUUCAAGAUGAGCGUGACCUUGAAGACUUUCUGUUUGACUUUGAGGAAGACCUGAAAGCUCUUCAUUCAGCACAGUGCUCACCUUCCCCAGGUCCCUUCAAACCCUGUGAACAUCUGCUUGGUAGCUGGCUGAUCCGAAUCGGAGUGUGGACCAUAGCAGUUUUGGCACUUACUUGCAAUGCCUUGGUGACUUCAACAAUGUUCAGAUCCCCUCUGUAUAUUUCCUCCAUAAAGCUGCUAGUUGGUUUGAUAGCAGUGGUGAACAUGCUCAUGGGGGUCUCCAGUGCUGUGCUGGCUGGCGUGGAUGCAUUCACUUUUGGCAGCUUUGCACAAUAUGGUGCAUGGUGGGAGAAGGGGGUCGGUUGCCAAGUCAUCGGUUUUCUGUCCAUUUUUGCUUCAGAGUCAUCUGUUUUCCUGCUUACUCUGGCAGCCCUGGAGCGUGGCUUCUCCGUGAAAUGUUCUGCAAAAUUUGAAACAAAAACGUUUUCCAGUUUGAAAGCAAUCAUUUUGCUCUGCUUCAUGCUGGCCCUGACCAUUGCCACCGUGCCCCUGCUGGGCGGCAGUGAGUACAGCGCCUCCCCGCUCUGCCUGCCCCUGCCCUUUGGGGAGCCCAGCACCACAGGCUACAUGGUUGCUCUGGUCUUGCUCAACUCCCUUUGCUUCCUUGUGAUGACCAUUGCCUACACCAAGCUCUACUGCAGUUUUGAAAAGGGAGACCUGGAGAAUAUUUGGGACUGUUCAAUGGUGAAGCACAUUGCUCUAUUGCUUUUCACCAACUGUAUCCUUUACUGCCCUGUGGCCUUCUUGUCCUUCUCCUCUUUACUAAACCUCACAUUUAUCAGUCCCGAAGUAAUUAAGUUUAUCCUUCUGGUGAUUGUCCCACUUCCCGCAUGUCUCAACCCCCUUCUGUACAUCCUCUUCAAUCCACAUUUUAAGGAGGAUCUGGGGAGCCUGGGAAAGCAAAGCCACUUUUGGACAAGGUCGAAACACUCAAGCCUCAUGUCUAUUAACUCUGAUGAUAUUGAGAAGCAGUCCUGCGAUUCAACCCAAGCCUUGGUAACCUUUACCAGUGCCAGCAUAGCCUACGACCUGCCUUCCAAUUCCAUGUCAUCAUCAGCUUACCCAAUGUCUGAAAGCUGUCAUCUUUCAUCAGUGGCAUUUGUCCCAUGUCUCUAAUUAGGAUGUGAGAGAAAAAGUUUUCAAAAAUUGAAAACCCUAAAAAUGUGAGAUUAAGUACAUCAGGAGCAGUAGCUAAGAAGAACUGAGUUUAAAUGUAAUAAUAAAAUCUCUCAGUGUGAAACAGCUGAAAACCUAUUGAUACUUGAGAGUGAAAAAUAAAUCUAAAUGCUGCUCAUAUAACUAGCUCAGUUAAGAGAUAGACCAUUCACACUACUUAGGUAAGCCCAGAUCAGAAAAGCAGAAUGAAAUGUUUUUCAAAAAAGAUGCCCGUGAUUUUAAAUGAAUGCUCUUUAAACUUAUCAAUCUAGUGAUUUGGAAAAAAGAAACACAAGCACUUCCUCACAAAAUGGGUUUAUUUAAACCCCAGAACUCCUUAAGAGAUGAUUGAAAAAAAAAAAAAGACCAGGAAAAUAAGGGUUUUAAACGACCUGUAUUGGUAAGUAAAUGUUGUGACCUAGAGUAUUUCAUUCUAACAACCAAGUGGAGCUGUUUUAGUCCCCCUUUGCCUUUCCUCAGGGAGCACUGGUGGCACAGUGGUUAAGCGCUCAGCUGGUAAUCAAAAUAUUGGCAAUUCAAACCUACCAGCUGCUCCAUGGGGAAAAGAUGUGGCUCUCUGCUUCUGUAAGGAUUUACAGACUUGGAAUCCAUAUGGGGCCUUUCUCCUCUGUUCUGUAGGGUCGCUAUGAGUUGGAAUUGACUCGACACGGGUUUGGUUUUUUUGGUUUUGCCUUUCGUCAGACAGGAUCCUUUCAGGUCACCGAAGCCCCGGAUGAAUAAUGUAAGGCAUUAUUAACUCACACACAUUCAGAUCAUUUUUAGAGAUACUGAGUUUUGUGUAUCAGCACUAGAUGUUUCCACUCUCAGUGGAAUAAACCUGCUCACAAAUAUUUUGAAAGGAAAAUAAACUUAAAAUCUUAAAUUACCUUGAAAGCAAUCAUGCAUAGGUGAGUUUUGCCUUGUCUAAUUCAUUUUUAGCUGCUUGGUGCCCAAAGCUUAGAAUAGAAGUUCAUUGCCUGCAAUGGACAUGCCUAGGAAAAAAAAUGGCAAGCAACCUGGGAUUUGUGUGUGUGUGUGUGUGUGUGUGCGUGUGUGCAUAUUUUUUGCAGGAGGUUUCAUCAGUUGAUUCAAACUAAUGUGCAUCUUAAGCUAAUGAUCAAAUGCAGAAACUUACUGACGUGACUUCUUAUACGUGUGUCCCUAGUAGCUCUGGCAAUGAUGUCUGACAUCACUUUGGACUCAACAGAGACCCAGUAACAUAUUAUCCUGUUUAUUUAGCUGUGUUCUCUCUGGAUCAAUCCACUUGAUGUCAGGAACAUUACUUCUCUGCUUAUUCUAUAUUUAAUACAUGUGUUAGGUAUUUUAAAAGGCAAAAUUAUUAAAUAUUAAAAGUUGAAGAAUUAUUUCGUAGCUUCUAUUAUCCUACAUUAGCUUCAAUACAUCCAAACCAAAAGGCUGUUAGGUAGAUUUAUUUUUAUAUAAGCAUGUUUAUUUUGACCAGAUGUUUUAAACUUGGAAUUGAGAUAAAAUACAUUUAUGAGAUGUUUUAUAAGAUUUGUAAAUAUAGAACUGUAUUUAUUACUAUAGUAAAGAUUCAGUAACACUAAGGACCAUGAUAUGAAACCAUGUACAGUGGCGUAUUCUUCCAUAUAUAUUGCAUUUCUCUGUUCUUUUUCUUUAAAUUCAUUAAUUGUAUAUAUGUAAAUGUAUAGUACUUGUAAAUAGAUUCCAAACUUGCUUUUCUAUUGGGUACGAAAUAAAAUAAAUUUGUAAUAAAAUGUGUGACUCUAAAACAAAAUAUUUUCAAAACAUCUCUAACAACCCCUGGGUUGUUUUUAACUAUGACUGGGUAAGCCACUUUGUUAUAACAUUGUUGUAGUUUA
Loxodonta africana (African savanna elephant) is the source of this 4604-nucleotide messenger RNA. It is a transcript of the gene LGR5, whose product is annotated as leucine rich repeat containing G protein-coupled receptor 5. Gene Ontology annotation, biological process: adenylate cyclase-activating G protein-coupled receptor signaling pathway; activation of adenylate cyclase activity; hormone-mediated signaling pathway. Gene Ontology annotation, cellular component: plasma membrane. Gene Ontology annotation, molecular function: protein-hormone receptor activity; G protein-coupled peptide receptor activity; protein binding. The coding region runs from base 1 to 2721 and encodes 906 amino acids. The record is from RefSeq and is a predicted model, not a curated record. NCBI's taxonomy places the organism in Eukaryota, Metazoa, Chordata, Mammalia, Proboscidea, Elephantidae. The transcript has 18 exons.